AUGGGGGUUGUCGUGUUCCCCGGCGCGAUGGCUUCUCUCGGUGACGAUCCAGCUGAUGAGGAUGUACUCAUCGGUUUCGGUGGAACAGUCAUCGGUUGUGUGGUGCUCACCAUGACGGCUUUCCUACUCACAGUAGGAGGCUGUCUCUGUUGCUCAGAGGAGCGACUCAAGCGCCUUUUCGGCACGAAGAAGCGUCUUGUGGUAGACGCUAGCCCCGCAUACGAGGCCCAGAGCACGACUCCGUCCGAACUGACCCUUUUCCCGAAUACGCCACCCCUGUCCCUCAACGCGGGCGGGCUCUGCGGUGAUCACGAGGUCACUUUCGAACCGCUGCCUAAGAUCUACUCCCGUCCACAAGGUCAAUCCAAGAGACCUCGCGACGUCGAACGCGUCAAACUGGAUCAAGCUCAGAUUCUGAAACCAGCUUACUUCGAACAACGACUGGACCGAAACUCCAAGAGAUGCGACUGGUUCGAUGAUCCAUCGGCGAAUUUCCCACGACACCAGCUGCAGUACCUAAGCGAAUUAGGCACCGGCUGGUUCGGAAAGGUCGUAUCGGGUAAGGCCACAUCGUUCGGACCAGUCGUCGUCAAAAUCCUGAAAGCCGAUGCCACUCCGACGGACCACAUAAACUUCCUCCAGCAGGUCGAAAGUCUCAAAGGCAGCGAUCAUCCUCACAUACUGCGAUUGCUCGGAAGAUGUCUGGAGAGCGAUCCAUUCCUCCUUAUCCUAGAGCUAGCGAAAGCCGAUCUGAAAUCCUUCAUCAUCACCCAACCAUCUCCAUUGGACACAGCAUUCAUUCUUCGUUUGGCGCACGAUAUCGCUUCGGCGAGCGAAUAUCUCCACAAACGAGGAUUCAUCGUCACAGAUCUGGCAGCUCGAAAUUGCCUCCUGAUGAAUGAUCUACGGACGGUCAAAAUCGGGGACUAUGGACUCUCGAUUGAAAAGUUCCCCCAGGAUUACUACGUUGUAGGGGACUCGGCGAUCCCGUUGAGAUGGUCAGCACCUGAAACGUUCAAGGUCAUGGAAACAGCGGUCGAGCUCUUGCCGCUGAGCAGAGCGGCGAAUGUAUGGUCGUUCGGAGUUCUGCUGUGGGAGGUCGCCAAAGGCUGUCAGAGGCCCCUCGACUACCUCAACGAUGAGCAGUUUUUGCAACAAGUGAUUGUGGAUCACAAAUGGGAUGCCGAGUACGCUCUCAACACAAACAUCAUAGGCUUCAACGGCCUCAUCACGAAGUGCUGCUCCCUGGAUCCCAUCAGAAGACCUCAUAUGCAGGAACUCGUCAUAGAACUCGGGGAUCUGAUGUACCAGGAGCCCGAAGAAUGUUCGCUCGGCUUCCAAAGGAGCACGUCCGUGCACGAUAUGCUAAACGAACGACCCGAGAAGGUUGCUGAAAUGUUCAAAAUCACCGUGAUCGAUGAUGAAUUGACGGAGCAUCUCUCGUCAGUUGGUCUCCCUCCGAACUACUUAUGGGGGAAUAGAACGGGGAAAAUUGAUAAUGCCGAUCUCUCCCAGCUUGAGAGCUCUACAUGGAAGAUUCCUGACGAGCUGAACAAGGUGGUUGUGGAGGGUCAGAGCGAAGCGUCUACACUUGCCAAUGAGGUGAUGCCGUCCGAAUAUAUCACAGCUUCGAAUGGCAAUCUUAGUGCCAUCUCACAUCCACUCCAUGCGGACUCGGACACUCUAGAUAUGUUCAGCGAGCCUAGCUCACUGGUCAACGAGCUGGACAACAUUCUCGACCAGAGGUCAGACGGAACGAUCACGCCGCAGCAAGAGCAUCAAGAAGAGUACGCCGAUGAUGAUUAUCAAGACCAAAUGGAGUUGCAGGAGCCUGGUUCAAAAUUCAUGACAGGACGACCCACUUUCCAACUGAAUCUGAACGUCGGCACGCCAAAAGGACUACCGGAUGUGAUUCCCCCGACAGGGAACGGCGAUAAUCCACUGCAUCUAUCAAACGACGUGCUCAUGAAGUUUCAGCGGAUGUCCGCUGACACUUCAUAG
Messenger RNA from Galendromus occidentalis (western predatory mite), 2001 nucleotides. Its product is annotated as serine/threonine-protein kinase LMTK2. Gene Ontology annotation, biological process: protein phosphorylation. The record is from RefSeq and is a predicted model, not a curated record. Lineage: Eukaryota; Metazoa; Arthropoda; Arachnida; Mesostigmata; Phytoseiidae. The transcript is spliced from 10 exons. Bases 1 to 2001 code for a protein of 666 amino acids. Gene Ontology annotation, molecular function: protein kinase activity; ATP binding.